Haemorhous mexicanus (house finch) is the source of this 7003-nucleotide messenger RNA. RefSeq names its product histone deacetylase 11 (gene HDAC11). The transcript is spliced from 10 exons. Bases 627 to 1613 code for a protein of 328 amino acids. Gene Ontology annotation, molecular function: histone deacetylase activity. Lineage: Eukaryota; Metazoa; Chordata; Aves; Passeriformes; Fringillidae. The record is from RefSeq and is a predicted model, not a curated record.
GCCGCGAGCAGCCCGGACUCCGGAGAAAUGUCCCUGUGUGCAGCCGCGCAGGGCCGAGGCUCCAGGUCCCGCUGUCAGAGCCGGGGGAGUCCCAGCACCUUCCGCACAGCCCACCCCGUACCGCGGGAGGGCCGAGGGAAGGGCUGGGCGGCCCUGGCUCGCAGUGUGGGCGGUGUGUGGGCACUGGGCUGCGGGUUCUGGGGAGAAGCCUCCAUUGUCCUCGUGUUUCGUUUGGUUUGCUUCUUAACAGGGUUCUGAAAGGGUAUUUUUGAGCAUGUUCAGGCUGGAAAUAAGGGUGUUUCUGUUUGUAUUGUUCACCUGACAAAAGACCCUUGUGUCUUGCACUGUAUGUUGCAUAGUCUUUUCCAGACUUUAUAUUUCGGGGGAGCAGGAGAGGUCUCGGCAUAACUCAGUGAGGUGGAGAUUGGGGCACGGAAGGCAGCUAGCAGGUGGUGGAUUAGGCUAAGUGUGAACACAGAAUUCCAUCUCAGCCUUAGUUUGACCUGCUGACCCACGUGUGCACACAGGUGUCCACAAACAAUUGGCCUCACAGGACAGAGCUGUACGAGGACCCCCCGCUGGGAUGCUGGCCCAUUGUGUAUUCCCCCGACUACAACAUCACCUUCAUGGGACUGGAGAAGCUGCACCCCUUUGAUGCAGGGAAAUGGGGGAAAAUCAUCAAUUUCUUGAAAGAAGAAAAACUAAUUGCAGAUGACUUGAUUGUGCAGGCACGGGAGGCGACUGAUGAAGAUCUCUUGGUUGUUCACACCAGGCGCUACCUUAAUAAAUUAAAGUGGUCAUUUGUUGUGGCUACAAUCACAGAAAUUCCACCAGUUGCCUUUCUUCCCAAUUUCAUUGUUCAGAGAAAAGUUCUGAAACCUCUACGAACCCAGACAGGAGGAACAAUAAUGGCAGGAAAGCUUGCUGUGGAUAGAGGCUGGGCCAUCAACGUGGGGGGUGGUUUCCAUCACUGCUCCAGUGACAAAGGGGGAGGAUUUUGUGCAUAUGCUGACAUCACACUGGCCAUCAAGUUCUUAUUUGAGAGAGUACAAGGAGUGUCUAGAGCCACAAUUAUUGAUCUGGAUGCCCAUCAGGGAAAUGGCCAUGAGAGAGACUUUAUGGAUGAUCCUCGGGUUUAUAUUAUGGAUGCAUACAAUAGAUAUAUUUACCCAGGGGAUGGUUUUGCUAAACGUGCCAUAAAACGCAAGGUGGAACUGGAGUGGGGCACAGAGGACACCGAGUACCUGCAGAAGGUGCAGACCCAUGUGGAGGGAGCCCUGAAUGAAUUCAAGCCUGACAUCGUUGUUUACAAUGCUGGCACUGACAUUCUGGAUGGGGAUCCCCUGGGAGGCCUGGCCAUCUCCCCCCAGGGCAUUGUGAAGAGGGACGAGGUGGUGUUCAGGGCUGCCAGGAGCCGCGGGGUCCCCGUGCUGAUGGUGACAUCCGGGGGGUACCAGAAGAGGACGGCGCGCAUCAUCGCUGACUCCAUCCUCAACCUGCACAGCCUGGGGUUCCUGGGCAGGCAGCAGCCAGCCUGUGCUCUUGGGAGUCCCAGCCUGGAUCAGAUGGUCAGAGACUCUGCCAAGGACUUCAGCAACUUGGCACUGCAGUGACAGGUCACUGAAUGUUGGUCACAUAACCCAGAGGCAAUACAGAGUAACUCUAACUGCUGAAUUUAUCUUGAGCUAAGGCAACACAUCCUUUUAAACAGAUAUGCACUCAAGGGUACUGUCUUUGUGUCUAAUAUUGCUGUAGAAAGCUUAAUUUGCUUCUCUGACUAAAGAAGUGUGGCUGUGGGGUGGGUCUGUUAUGUUGGAAGAACUAUGCAGUUGGUAUCCAAAGGCUGUCCCAGACCUGUUUCAGGUGGUGCAGCAUCGUCUGAGGUGGGAGGAAUAUGGACUAAAGCUACUGUUUUGUGGGGUUUUUAAAUACUUCAUUUUAUUUAUUGCUUUUUAAAUUUAAAUACUGUUAUAAAACGAGUUCUGUGCAGACUUCAACUGUCAGUUUAACACUAAAGGGAAGUGCAAUACUGUAAAAGCCAGGGUAGUUUGUUUAUGGCUUUGAAGCCGUAGACAGUUAGAAGGAAUGUUUGUAAAUUCAUAGUUUAUUCCUGUUGUUGAUGGUGACUUAAAUCUUGCUCAUAAACACCUUGUGAAAAAGAAUAUGAAACACCUUUGGCUCCAUAUGCAAAUGAGGCAUAAGGGCUCACCGUUACCAGUCUGGUGUUCCAAAUGAGCUCUGCAUGUGACAGGCAAUAGUUCCUAUGCACUGUAACUGACAGACGGAGAAACUACAGUCCAGUGAAAGCUGAUCUUACAGUUCUCAGCAAUGCUGCAGAAAAAAACAUGUAGAAAUAUAGGCUGUCUUAUUAUUGCCAGCUUGCCAUGUAUAAAACAGUGAGGAGUAGAUUUAAAUUAUUUUUCCCCAACUAGUGCUGUGUUUUUCACUUGCUCAGAGAUCAGUGGUACUUCUAGUUGCAGUCAUAGUUGGUAAGCAAAUCCUUAAUUUUUCUUGCUCAUUGAGGAAUGCAGUGACAUUCCUACAUUGAGAUAGUGGGCUAACUUUAUAUGGAACUUUUAGGAGGAUUUGGGAACAAAACAGUGUAUUCAAAGCAAAUUCAGUUGUACUACCUGGGAAGGUUGGCUUUGUUCAAGUUGGUAUAUUUUGCAUUAGGUACUGUUUGUAGCAGUGGGAUGUAAAUGUACUAAAUUGUAUAUUUUGCAAGAGCUUUUAUAACUUUCAGUGAUUUGUACUACAAGUUUUAUGUUGUGUUUAGGUUGGAGCCAUCCUGUGAGGGAGCCCCAGGAUUUUCCUUGUAGUAGAGUUGUUGUGUAAGCUAUUUAAGGAAUGUUUAAUUCUAAUUCUGAUACUUACCUCAUUUAGCGUUCAUGUUUAGAUCAAGGGGUUUGUCCAUUGUAGGAACUGCACAGCUGCUAUAAAUACCUGCUUUAAACCUGAUCUGACCUAUUGCACUAAGCUUGAGUUGCUACACUGGGAUUAAAGAGCACUUUUAAAUUUCUUACUAGAAGGACCAUCAGAGUAUGACUAAUGUUGAGAUUUAUUUUUUCUAUACUGUCUGACAUUACUGAAAGAUGUUGUUAUUCUUUCAUAUAAUUUUUAUAAAAUUCUAGAUUACAUUUCUAUGAACUAAACACCCAUCAUAGCACCAUAUGGUCUUUCCCCAAACAUUUGCUGUUUGUGUUAACAUGUUUCUAUAAUUUCCCCUCAGUGAAGAUUAAAAUUAUGUUGAACAAUGCUGACUGACUUCUUGUCACUUCACGUGGAUCUUAGCUGUCAAAAAGUUGGUCUGGAGCAGUUUAUUGGAAAGACAAGAAGAUGUAAUUUUCAUACUUAAAAUGUGUCUGAAACUACAGUGAGUCUCAAGGGUGAGUAGUACCAGCUUUGUCAACAGCUUCUCUGAGAGUUCAGUGGUGACUCCUUGAAGGAGCUUGUAAGUUUUGUGUCCAAAUACUUUUUAAGAUGUCAUUAUAAGGGGUUAAAGUCACUUUCUAACUCCCAAGUUCUAUUUCAUUACCUACCUUGUAGUCCUAAUCCGAGUAUUUUAGUAUUAGAGGUGUUAAACUGGUAACUGAGCUUCUGAUAAGGCUGCAGUAGUUUUAGAGGCUUUUUGUAAAUCAGUGUCUUUUCGGAGAGCUAAAUGUUUGCAGUAGAGCCUGCUGGCUCUCAGGCUCACCUGUGAAAUUUCUGAUAAGCAGCAGACACAUUGACUGCAUUUCAGUGUUCAUUGUAAAGUUACAAUUGGAAAACACACCACUCCUUCAUAUUUUCAAAAAUUCAGUGCCUUAAUACAGAAAAGGAAGAACACUUUGUGUGGAAUUUUAUCUUUAAAAGUUCCUGUAUCUUACCAGAUAUAUAGAUAUAUAGUUAUAUGGUAUUCUGUGCUUUAAUUGGGUUUCUCUGCUGCAGUCAUCUCUGUUAGAUGAAUAAAUCAGUGCACAAUGCUUUCAAAAGAUGCAGUUAUUAAUCAUGAGCUGUUUAUAAAUGGACUGUAAAUAUGGCUGGUCAUGUAGACUAUCACAAAAAUUAUACAGCAGCUAGGGACAUGUCAGGGGCUGAGGAGCUGGAGUCUGACAGCUGGAGAGUGUUUGAACUACCAAUAAAUAACUCAUAGAGGGAGAGGGAGCCUGCAAAUCCUGGAAAAUAAUUUUUUUUUGCGAGAGGUUUCCAAAGGAAAAUUGGUUUGACCUAGGUAAAAAAGAUACACAUUUCACCAAACCAUUUUAAUGUUAAAAGCCAUUUCAUCUGUUUACAUUUGCUUUGAGUAUUUUCUCAUGAAGUGCAGAGCUGUGCUGCAGAUCACCAAGAUGCACAAUUUCUCAGUAUUUUUUUACAAACACAAGGAGAGGCAGUGGCACUCUGGGUUCGACUGUGUGGGAGUUACAGAGGAAGCUGCCAUUGCUGUUGGUAUCUGUAUGUGUAAAUCUCUUUAUUCUGUACUUCACGGUGAUAGUUUAACAGGUUUCUCCUGCCACCAAGGAUUCGAUUAACUCCUUCUCCUUGCAGAGAGAGGCUGGUGAGGAAACUUCUUGAGCUUUUUGCCACCAAAUAUCCUGGAGCCAGCAUUCCCAGGCCAGUUGACUGCUGGAAGUCCCUAAUGUGUAAGCACAGCAUCCAAUUUAGAGAGGAAUACAGGCUUGUUCUUUCUUCAGGUGUCAGGAGCUUGCCUUGUUUUUUGCCAGUUCAAGGCAAACAAUAGCCUUCAUUGUCCUGAAGAUAAAAUCUAGGAGAGGAAUGAGGCUCCUAAUGAAGCAUGUGAUGGUUGAGUUGUCAGCUAAUUAUCUUUUCCAUCUGUUACCUAAUAGAAUUCUGCAAUGCUGGGAUUUAAGGUUUGUCAAGUUUUGCUGUCUUUCACUCUAAACCUGGACAUGUCUGCCAAGGCCAACAGUGAAAUGAGCAUAUUAAGAUAAUAAAUCUCCAGUGAGCAGCCUGAGUUAUUUAUUUUGGAUGAACAAGGCUGCAAGUAUAAUUGGGGUGUCUUUUGGGUUGUUGGAUAUGGGAAUGCUUUAAGAGUUGAAUACUUUCAUAUUCAGCUUUAGCUGUGGGAAUGUUUGAGCCCGAGACAUGAAAGAAUGCAGACCUUUCAAAAUAUGGUAUGUGAGAAAAAUGUAUGAUUUAGUGUUUACAUUUCCAUAGAGGAAAUAGCAAUGCUCUGCUUGAACCAAGUGAUAAAUUUCCUUUAAAUUUAGUCAUAUGAUGAUCAGGGAAACAAAUUCCCUCUCAACCCCUGUCAAAGAAGCUGAGGGCAAAGUUGGGUGUCUUAAAGCCACCUGCUACCUACAGGACAUGGUUCUGUUAGUCACUAAGAGGAGGAUUGCACUUUUUCUCUUCAGAAGGGUUUUUUUUCAAACAGGCCUAGAAAAAGAGAAGUGUUUGUGGAAUUCAUAAAAUAAUCAUCAGACUCCAAAUUGGGUUUGUGGUCGCUGCACUUCAGACCAAUUGCAAGCAUGACUCAGUCUUGGACAAACCCACACCUUUUCCUUCAACAGAGAAUUGAGGGCAGUAUUAUCAGUGUUUCUGCUUUUGAGCUGUUUGACACUAUUUGAAAUUGCAGAAUCCCAGAAUGGCUUGGGUUGAAGGACCUCAAAGCUCAUCCAGUGCCUCUCCCUGCCAUGGGCAGGGACACCUUCCACUGUCCUAUGGUGCUCCAAGGCCUGUCCAGCCUGGCCUUGAAGUGCAUGAGGCUCAGCAUGUAAUAAAUACCUCUUUCAACCUCAUGUCACACAGAAACGUGGCAGGAAAAGGCCACCUUGGUUCUUCUAUUACCAUGAAAUGCAUCUUGAACUCUCUGUGUUGCACUAAACAUGGAAAUAACUGGGAGGAGCCUUUGAUAGGACAAGGAGAAUAGUGCAGAAUUAUCCCUGGGUGCAAUCAGGCUUGGAAUAAAUACAGCUAAAGCAAUAAUUAUCACUGUUGCCUUUGUCUCUCUUAAGCCAGAGGCAAAAAAGAUCUUGGGGUGCUACUUGCAUUCCCCUCACACAAAAAAGUGUGAGGGGAAUGCAAAGGGAAUUUGUGGCCAGCGAGCUGCUCCCUGUUGGAGCUUGUGGAGCAGUCCUGGGCUUCUGCUCAGGAUCACCAUCUGCAGCACUGCAACCAGCUGGAGCCCACAGGGAAGAGGCCUGCUGACAGUGACUGCCAGGAGUCAGCAGGAUGGUUUCAGACAGGUUUCCUCCUGGUUUGUCCAGUUUGAUUUUGAAUUAAGGAGACUCAGUUAUUGUUCCUUACUCCUCGGCUCUGUGGGCUGAUCUGUGCUCUGAGAGUCAGAAAUGUCCUUCUGUGGGCUACGACAGGAGCAGGCAGAAGUUUCUAAGGAUGAUUCUGUUAGGAAUGUGCAGUCCUGGAUCAGCAUCACCUCAUAACAGAGUGCAGGUUUAUUGAACAGGUACAGUAAUGUUGCAAGAGAUGUGGUAUUAAAAUGAAGUUGUUUAAAAUUUUAUUGUAUUUACAACAGAUUAAGUGCUCUGUAAUGAACAACUCACAAGUGCUUAGUUUAACAAGCGGUGAGCUACUGUGUAAAUUCUUCCAUGAGCACUUUCUUGGUCCAUUUCAUUGUGCAACAUAAUUGUGUGGCCAGGCUUGUUUCCAGGAAAUCUCCUCUUUGGUCCUGUGGCAAUCUCACCAUCAUCAGGCUCUCCCUGCCAGGAAGAGUGAAAAAACAUGGCAGUGGGAAAGAUGACCAGUGUUUACAAGCAGCUGAUGGAAAUUCCAGCUGCUUUGGUGGGGUUGCAUAACCUUGGAGUGGGAAAUGCAGUGGCUUGAGGAGAAGGCGAUGCCAGCGAGCCUCUCUGUGGGAAUGCUGUCAGAUGAAGUGUUGACAUUGUGUACAUGGUCACAUUUAAACCCUCCAGUCUGUCCUUGCUGAGUUCCUUGCUUAUGCAGAAGGGCCUAGUGGGUUUAUAUUGUAAUUGGAGUAAAUGUCCCUUGAAUGCAUGUUGAAUUUGGAAGUCUGAUGUGGCUCGAUUAAAAUGUGAUUAGGUUUUCUGUC